This is a messenger RNA of Diorhabda sublineata, 3542 nucleotides long. It is a transcript of the gene Epac, whose product is annotated as rap guanine nucleotide exchange factor 4. Gene Ontology annotation, biological process: Ras protein signal transduction; positive regulation of GTPase activity. Gene Ontology annotation, molecular function: guanyl-nucleotide exchange factor activity. Bases 109 to 3150 code for a protein of 1013 amino acids. NCBI's taxonomy places the organism in Eukaryota, Metazoa, Arthropoda, Insecta, Coleoptera, Chrysomelidae. Gene Ontology annotation, cellular component: plasma membrane. The transcript has 19 exons. The record is from RefSeq and is a predicted model, not a curated record.
CCGCUGCAGAAUUACGAUGGCGCUGCUUACGUAGAAAUACGCGCGAAAAUUAUUUUCGAUCAGUGGAGUGUAGAUCUGGUCGAUUUGCCGGAUUUUUUGUAACUAGCUAUGGAAUGGAUUGCGUGCAUCGAUAAAAGGCCGUGCGAUCGAAAUGUGAAAGACGUGGAAUUAAUUUGUGCUCGUUUUAGACGCGUGGAACAACUGUGUCGACUUCCGAAUUCUUUGCUCCAACAAUUGGCCCUUUGUGGAUAUUACGAAGAUCUUGAGAAAGGAGUAACACUUUUUCGUCAAGGCGAUACUGGAAAAUGCUGGUACGCUGUGAUGUCUGGUACAUUGGAGGUUCGAAUGAAUCAACCUGAAACUGAUACAAAGAAUCCAAUAGCUCUAUGUACAUUAGGAAUCGGCGCUACAUUUGGUGAAUCAAUCCUUCAGGAUUUACCGAGAGACAGCACAGUCGUUACUCAAACAACCUGCGAGCUUUUAAGGGUUGAACAGCACGACUUUCGGCUAAUUUGGGAGAAAAAUAAAGAGCUUAUGAGUGACUUGGUAUCAAACUGCAAGUUGAAAAAUGGUUUUGGAACCGCAAUAAUGAAUGCGAAGGGAGGUAUGCAGCCUAUAUCACCUCCUCAACCUAGGAGAUCGAAUUCACCGGAUCAAUUGAACCCUGCUGAACCAAUUACAGAUGCACCCAGUGCCACUAUGGGUAGGAUAGGAUGGGCUCUGAGAACUUUGUUAUUGUCGCAGAAUACCUGUCUGAAAGAUCGGAAAGUAUCCGGUAGAUUAGUAAGAAGAUGUGCUCCAGGGACCGAAUUAGUAGAUUGGCUUCUUAGUCUCUCACCAAGUAUUCAAACAAGGGCUCAAGCAGCUGGUAUGUGGCAAGCCCUUCUGGAAGAGGGAGUCAUUUCACACGUGAAUAAAGAGCAGCCCUUCAAGGAUAAAUGUUUUCUCUACCGAUUUUGGCAAGAUGAAGAGGGAGCCACAGCAUUACCGCCCUUGGAAGAUAUCGCAACAGCUGAAGAGCAAAUUCAAGACUCCUUAGGGAUACUUAUACAUAAAGGACCCGACGCCGUCCUCAGAAUGAUACUUAGAAAACAAAGUCACGAACGAACUGCUGAAGAUCAAGAGACAAUCUAUGAAGAAUUGCUUCAUAUUAGAGCUUUAGCACAUCUAUCUAAUUCUGUCAAAAGAGAAUUGGCUUCAGUAAUAGUUUUCGAAGCUCAUCCAAAAGCGGGAACUGUGUUAUUUCAUCAAGGCGAUGAAGGAAGGUCGUGGUAUAUCAUAGUUCGGGGUUCUGUGGAUGUAGUUAUUCAUGGUAAGGGAACGGUUAACACGCUUCAUGAAAGUGAUGAUUUUGGAAAGUUAGCUCUUAUAAACGACGCACCGAGGGCUGCAACAAUAGUUUUAAGAGAAAAUAACUGCCACUUCUUACGGGUCGACAAAGAGAACUUCAAUAGAAUUCUUAGAGACGUAGAAGCUAAUACAGUACGACUCAAGGAACAUGGAAAAGAUGUAUUAAUAUUAGAAAAAAUUAAUUGUAAUACUAAGCAAGUAUUUUCUUCCCAUUAUAAAUAUACUGUGAUGGCGGGUACUCCGCAAAAAAUGCUGGAGCAUCUCCUAGAAACAAGACUGGAUGGCCGCGGACCAGGAGGAGCUGGGGAUAAUUUCAUAGUUACCGCGCAAGAUCCCUUCCUCGAUGACUUUCUCCUUACGCACAUUGUUUUUUUACCAACGCAUCAGCUAGUUGACGAACUGGACAAAUAUUAUAGAAUAGAGUUCACGAAUCAAGACCGAGAAUUUGUAUUGGCGUGUAAAAGAAGAGUAAUUCAAUUUGUGUAUAGAUGGGUAACGACAGUCAGACAUCCGCUUUUCGAGGACGAUAUAGCUGUAGACUUUCUCGAGGAAAUAGCUAAUGAGCUUGAAAAUGAUUCUUCUCAAUAUGAUGCUUUGCAAGAAGAAGCGGCUUUAAUGCACCAUGUUAUGACGCAAUUAAGAAGGUAUAACGAGGACCGCAAAGCACACGAAGGGCAGAAAUGGAAGUUACCGCCUCUCGGCCAACCGAUAAGCCUUUUUAGCGCUGGUGACGACAUGAGCAGAACGAUCAUAAUGCCUCAGGAUGACAUUAUAUUUCGCGUAUACUGUGCCGAUCAUACUUACUGCACUUUACGUUUACCAGUAGACACUACCGCUGAAACCAUUAAAUUAGUAGCUGCCGAAAAACUGAAGAUGAGACCAAGUGACGAACUAUUACUCGUUGAAGUGAAGUCCAAUGGAGAAAGAGUGGUAUUUAAAGAUAAUGAUAUUAGUAUUCCCACUGCUUUGUCCUUAAAUGGAAGGAUAUUCGUUUCUCCAAAGGAUCAUUUAGAUGCAUUGACUUGUCUUAAUGAACAAGAAGAACCUACUCAGGGAAUUGAUGGAGAUCUCGAAAUGUUCAGCACAAAAGAGCUGGCUUACUACAUCACACUUUUCGAUUGGGACUUAUUUUGGUGUGUUCAUGAAUACGAACUUUUAUACCACACAUUCGGCAGACACCAUUUUGGCCAAAUAACAGCAAACUUGGAUGUUUUCUUAAGAAGAUUUAAUGAAAUACAAUUUUGGGUGGUGACUGAAAUUUGUAUGACUGGUAGUCUAAGUAAAAGAGUAGCAAUAUUGAGAAAAUUUAUAAAAUUGGCAGCUUAUUGUAGGGAAUAUCAGAAUCUCAACGCAUUUUGUGCUAUUGUAAUGGGUUUAAGCAACGUUGCCGUAUCUCGUCUUUCCAACACGUGGGAUAAGCUGCCCUCGAAAUUUCGAAAACUUUUCACCGAAUUUGAAUCAUUAAUCGAUCCGAGUCGUAAUCAUCGAGCAUAUAGGGUGAGUGUCGGGAAAAUGCAGCCACCUGUUGUACCGUUCAUGCCUUUACUCUUGAAAGAUAUGACUUUCACGCACGAAGGUAAUAAAACUUGUUUAGAUGGGCUCGUUAAUUUCGAAAAAAUGCACAUGCUUGCUCAAACUAUGAGGACCAUAAGAUUUUGUAGGAGCAGACACUUAGUUUUGGAUCCGCCGUCUCCAAGAGGUGAAGGAGAAGUAAAAUCGUAUAUAUCAUGCCUAAGAGUAAUAGACAAUCAGAGGGUACUUACGAGUCUUUCGCAAAAAUUGGAACCAAGAAGAUCGUAAAUAAUAGAUUUCAUAUUCACAAUCAAUAUUGAAUAGCAUCGUAAUUUUAAGUAAUUCUUGUCCAUUUUAUAUCCAUAUUUCAAUAUUUAACUUUUAUGCACACAUUUCCGCUCAGGCAUAUUCUAUUUAUUAAUGAUACAAUUAGAAUCAAUAUCUUGUAUUGCAAAAUAUUUGUACUGUAGUCAAGUCGUCGGCACAUAAAACGAUGUUUAAAAAUAUUAUUCCAUUUAACUCUUAUGAAAUACUAAACCAUAAUCAAAAUGAAAAUAUUAUUGAAUUUUAUUUAAUACUGUGUUCCUCGUAUUGUAGAGAAUAAUAUUUUUCUUUAAUAGUUGUAUUCUCAUAUUAAAUUUAGAAAGUUUUUGUUCCAUUUAAUAAAUUUGUAAAUUUUU